Molecule: messenger RNA, 7286 nt
Organism: Prionailurus viverrinus (fishing cat)
Lineage: Eukaryota; Metazoa; Chordata; Mammalia; Carnivora; Felidae
Gene: GPR20
Product: G protein-coupled receptor 20
Exons: 5
Coding region: 186-1265 (359 amino acids)
Biological process (GO): phospholipase C-activating G protein-coupled receptor signaling pathway; positive regulation of Rho protein signal transduction
Cellular component (GO): membrane
Molecular function (GO): G protein-coupled receptor activity
Source: RefSeq, a predicted model, not a curated record
AUGGAGUGCAGAAGAAGGCAGGCAUUUGAGGGCCAGGCCAGGAAAAGGCACAAAGCCGGGAAAGCUGGGGGCCUCGGUGGGCAGGCAAGCCGAGCGGGACCAGCCUCCGGGCGGGGCUCCGGUUGCCCAAAGGUCACCCACCCCGCUCCUUCCUUCCAGGCCCAGGGCGUGCGCUGGCCGCCGUCAUGCCCGCCGCGUCUCCCACGGGGCCCUGGGCCCCCGCGGCCCCCAACGCCACGGCGGCGGCGGCGGCGGCCAACGUCAGCGUGCCCGAGGUGCCCCUGUUCCACCUGUUCGCCCUGCUGGACGAGGAGCUGCACGCCGCCUUCCCGGGCCUGUGGCUGGCACUGAUCGCGGUGCACGGCGUCAUCUUCCUGGCGGGGCUGGUGCUCAACGGACUAGCGCUGUACGUCUUCUGCUGCCGCACGCAGGCCAAGACGCCCUCGGUCGUCUACACCAUCAACCUGGUGGUGACCGACCUGCUGGUGGGGCUGUCCCUGCCCACGCGCUUCGCCGUCUUCUACGGCGCGCGCGGCUGCCUGCGCUGCGCCCUCCCCCACGUCUUCGGCUACUUCCUCAACAUGCACUGCUCCAUCCUGUUCCUCACCUGCAUCUGCGUCGACCGCUACCUGGCCAUCGUGCAGCCCGACGGCUCCCGCCGCUGGCGCCAGCCUGCCUGCGCCAGGGCCGUGUGCGCCUUCGUGUGGCUGGCGGCCGGCGCCGUGACCCUGUCCGUGCUGGGCGUGAGAGCCGGCGGCGGGCCUUGCUGCCGCGUCUUCGCGCUGACCGUCCUGGAGUUCCUGCUGCCCCUGCUGGUCAUCAGCGUGUUCACGGGCCGCAUCGUGUGCGCGCUGUCGCGGCCGGGCCUCCUGCGCCAGGGCCGCCAGCGCCGCGUGCGGGCCAUGCAGCUGCUGCUGACCGUGCUCGUCAUCUUCCUCGUCUGCUUCACGCCCUUCCACGCCCGCCAGGUGGCCGUGGCGCUGUGGCCCGAGGUGCCGAGCCACGCCAGCCUCGUGGCCUACCACGUGGCCGUGACCCUCAGCAGCCUCAACAGCUGCAUGGACCCCAUCGUCUACUGCUUUGUCACCAGCGGCUUCCAGGCCACCGUCCGAGGCCUCUUCCGCCGGCGCGGGGCGGAGCGUGAGCCCCACGGCAGCACCGUGGUCGGCAUGCAGAGGAGCUCGCGAGCCUCGGGACGCAAGCACGUCCCGGGCCCCGGCCCCGGCGCCUUCACCCAGGACCUGGCUAACGGGCCAGAGGCUUAGUGGGCAGGACUCUGCAAGGGGACCGAAGGCCAGGACUGGACUGGGCAGGCCGGGUCGAGGACGGCACAGACGUCCGCUUGCCCUGGGGGUGGGGGCGGGGGUGGGGGUGGGGGUGGGAUUGGCUUCACCGGGAUCGAUUGGUGAUGGCUGCGCCCGGCACGCUGCUCAGUGCCUUGGUUGAUUAGCGAUGUCUGCCGCGGCCCCGGAGGGGCCGUCGAAGGCUGACCGUUUACCUGCCGUCUGGGGUGUAUGCUGCGUCCAGCAAAGACUCAGAGGGGUAGCCAGGAGCUGCUUCUCUCCUGGUGCACGUUCACCCUGUGAGGGAUUCCUCAGAAACAGGGACAGAGAUGUUUUUAGGUACUAGGAAUUGCAGAGAGGUUCCCUUUCCUCUCUUCCCCCCUCCCCAUACCCCCCCCCCCCCGCCCCACCCCCUCUGGCUUGGGCCUCUGACGGCCUCCUCUGAGCCAGACGCCAGGAUUGCCUCCACCCGCUUUCUGUUGAGCGGCCAAGCUCCCUGGGCCCUUUAUAGACUGCUAUAGGGGCAGGGGCCUGUUGGGCACCUUCGGGCACCAGGCCCCACCUCAGCCACAGCCACGGACAUAGGGUGAGACGGACCCUGGGCCCCAGAUCUGCCCUUCUUUACAGAGAGAAGUCCUACAUGUCCAGUGGCUCCAGGCAGAGUACCUGGUCCCCCAAGUUCAGGGCCCUGGAGGGAGGCCCGCGUGGGAGGCAGGAGGGCCAUUUAUAUCCCCAUGUUACAGAUGAGGAAACUGAGGUUCAAAGAGGGAAAGGCCUCCGGGCACUGCAAGGCCGGCACUGUCUUUAGCAACCCUUCGUGGAGCCCCGUGUGGACGGCUCCUCCUGCCCCAGGACAUGGCAGCCCACAGCCUUCCUGCCAGAGGCCCAGGAAGUCCCGGGCUCCCACCCAGGGCUGCUUCCUGGGCCCGGAUGCUUGAGCAGCAGAGAGCGUGGCGGUCAGCAUCAUAACCAGCGCCAUCCUUGGCCCCGACUGGGUGCCGGGCACAGUCCAGGAGCCUCUCUCCUGCUUGACUCCGAGCAGGAGCUGCAGGGACAGAGGAGGGACCUGGGAGCUCGCUGUCUGCCGGGAAGCACCUGGCAAGAGCGAUGCUGACCCCAGGGUGGGUUUUCAGGCAGAGAAGCUCUAACAGCAUCUGGUGCCUGGACCGUCACGCAGUGGAGGAGGGAGGGCCAGUGUUUGCCCAGUGCAGCACCACCUGCGGGCUCUCUUCCUACAGGGGCAGCAGCCCCCGGUUCCCAUUCUAAUUCAUGCUAAAGAGUGACUGACUGACACUAACUGACCGCUGAGCUCGGGGGUGGAGGAGUUGCAAUGGUCCUGGAACAAGGCCUUCCUCUAGGAGGAGGGGUCUCUUAAGCUCAGCGAGCAGGGGGCAGGCAGCGGUUGCCGUGGGUUCGGACCCACGCAGGGGCCCACCCGUGCCCUCACCCCACUCCCGCUCCCGUGGACAGGCAGGCCGCGGUGGGGAGCACUGGACGGGAAGAAGAGUGGCUGGAUGGGGCUCAUCACUCUGCUGUCUGGCACCCUCUGAGGCCGGAGGCGGCUGGAGUGUCUGCCCAGCACCAGCCGGGACUGUCCACCUCUCAGGUCCCUCCCCCUCCUCUGGCCCUGGGGCCAGCCUGCCGGAAUCCCUACCAUGCCUCCCUAGGACAGACCACAUGGCCCAGCCAUCCCUCAGGACGGGGCCCCUCCCCGACCAUCAGGCUUGGCCCCUUGCUGAGCCCUCAGGGACACUGCAGCCCCCACCCCCUUCCUGGGAGUCCAAAGCCUGGUGGCACAGCUGGGGUGCUCCGCGUCCUCUGCCGCUGCAAGUGGGACCAGCCAGGCAGGGGCAUCCAGGAGGGCUUUCUGGAAGAGGAAGCUCCGGGCCCUUCCCUCCCCGUCCUCACCUGGCCCACCUGGCUCCCCCCCACUCCUGGCUGGGCCUCUCCUUGAGGUUGUGGUACCGGGAGCUUUUCAAGCAUCGAGUACCCCCGGAGCCUCGGCAGGCUGGUGGGGCCAGGACAUUUCACCCCCAUGUUGCACGUGAAGAGCCUGAGGCCCAGCGGGUGAGGGGACACAAGCCCACACGCUGGGAUCACGCUCAGUGCUCUGAGCCCAGCUCUCCGCCCCCCCCAACCCCCGCACCAGCUCUGGGCCCCCUCUCAGCCUCGGCCCCACUGCCCGUGAGCAGGAGCCUCCCGCCCAGACGGCAGGUGCCCCAGGCCAGACACGGCCCUGGCCCUGCUCCAGAGGCGGUAUAGGAGGAGCUGGGGAGCCUGGCAAGGUAGGGGUCCCUCCGAGUGCCGCAUCCCUGCCCCUCUCUGGGCCUCUAUCUAACUCCUCAGCUGUGAUCCGGCUUCCCAGCCUGGGGUUAGUUAGAUCCUGGGGUCUAGUUAACAGAAAGGACUUAAAUGGGAGAAGCACUGUAUGUGUUUAUAAACUAACCCCCCCCCCCCCGCAACUGCCCCUCAGAUUCCAGGCCGUGACUGGGGAGAGGGGAUGUGCCGAGCAGAGAGGUGGCUCACAAGGCAUGGGGUCCCCAGUCGUAUUCCAAGCCAGGAAGGCCUUCCCAGGGCGCCAUAUGCCAGAGUGAGGGCUCCAACGGGGGUCCCAGACAGAAGUGGGGUGGGGGGCACAAGCGUGGCGGGAGGGGUGAGCCAGGGCACGGUCAGCUGUCCUGCACUGAAUUAUCGGGACCCAGGCGCACGUCCGUCCCCAGCAUGUCACAGGGUGCCACAGGCCUUCAUGUCUGGGGACUGUGGGGGACAAAGGGCAUCUGACCCCCUCUGCGCCCCAAGCGUCCAGGCUGUACCAGUGGCUUCUGAGACCUGCUUCACGGAGGGGCCCUGGGACCUGUGAGGGUCUUCCCGCCCCACCCACCCUAUGGGCACCUCUGGUGGCAUCCGGGGUCCGGGGUGGUUAAAGGUCAAGCUUAGUCUGUGGGGGGUGAGGCCCAGGGGUCUGAGCCCUGCUCCCGCCUGUCCUCUCCAGAGCAAGGCCACGCGGGCAGGUAUGGGAGCAGCUCCCGAGGCCCGAGCACUAGAGGCCCACGCGGGGGGUGUCACAGCCCAGCCCGGGCCAGGACAUGCUUCCCGGGUCAGGGCCCAGGCAGGCGACCCGCGUCCCAGCCGGGCCAGGUCCCUUCGGCCGCAUCAGCUUCCCCAACCUUGCCACUCCCCGACUAGUGAUUAAAUUGAGCUCAUGAAGGACGGAAGGCCUCCCCAGGAAGGCUCCAGCACAUUCUUUCACUCCACAGCGUCCUGCCCCUUCCCUGCGCCACAGGUAAUCUGCGGGUUUCUCUCCCUACAGGACACCUGCCCUGCCCCCCGCCCCCCGCCCCCAUUCUUCUGGGUUAAACCCUAUCUUUGAGCGUCCCCAGAACACGCACACAUGGUAGGCAGGGGAGCAGUGAGAAAGGCUCAGGGCUCAGGGGGCACAUCCUGGGCUCAGGCCUGGAGGCAGGAUUCCCCCCUGGGUUCUGCCAGGGGUCUUGAGUGAGCCCCUCCCAGACUGGCCCCAGCUCCUCCAGCAGAUCCGCUGGGAACGCCAGAGGGACAAGUGUGUAUGGGGCCCAGGGCCACCAGGUGGCGCUGCUGGCCCGGGAGAGGCAGCCGAGGUGUCCACCACCCGCCGGACCGGGGCGGGCCAGCAGCGACCCUCCGGAUUCACCUCUGCCACCUGACCUUCAGAGGGACGGCCCCAGAGUCGGCAACACUGGAAGGCUGCCUGGAGGGGCUGCAGCUUCCUGACCCAGCCGGGGAGAAGCUUGGCACUGAGUCGAGAAGCCCCUGGUCCCUCUGACUCGGGCACCUUCCAGGAAGCCCCUCGCCCCGGUCCCCGAUCUCCCUACCUAACACAGGGGAGGCUAGGCGAGGGGGCCACAGAGGGGACAGGGCGGCUGCUGAGCCAGCACCUCCCCACGCCCCCCCCCCCCCCACAGGGAUAGGGCUGUGUCUCUAGGACACGCACGAUGGGAGGCUCUGUGGGCCUGGCCCCCGUUCCCCAGACACGGCGUCCUCUCCCUGCUACACAGCCUGCAUCCCGCCCGCGAUUCAGGGGAGCUGAACCUCCUAAGACCAUACGUGGUCCCCAGGCCAGGAGCCUCAUUCACUAUCUCGUGAGUCCAGAGAGGGUCAGACAGCUGCCCUGAGUCACACAGCCUGGCAGUGGAGCCCGCUGUGUGGGCGGGAGAGAGAAACACACCCGAGGGCUGGGAUGUCCUGACAAGCAGUACUGUGCUUUUCCAACCGCAGCGUUGGCAAUGUCCCAAAGCCGGGCCGCGAGGAAGCGGGAGACAGACAGACAGAUGGAUGCCGGGGGAGACUGGACUGGAUAUAAGUUACUCAGGGCUCCCGGCCUCUCCAGUCAGGCGGAGGGGGACAGACCCUGUCUGCUGGACACAGGGAGACAGCGCCCGGCAGCCCCCGGCCCGACAGCCGGGCUGGCACCGUCUCCGUCCGCCCACCACCCGUCCACACCGCGGUCCGCACUGGGCCAGGCGGCAGCCCCCACCUCAGCUCAGCUGUGGAGGGCAGCCUGGUCCGAGUGGGACAGGCACAAGGCCAGCUCCGGCCAGCUCUGCCCAGCGCCUGGAUUCCUGGAGAGGCCCACUAGCUCCUUAGGUUGUUGCAAUGAAAAUGCAGGGAGAGGGGCACACCUUGAACUUACGACCACUCACCCGUUGGUGAGAAUGGUCCGUCGAUCAGUCAUUCAACAAGCAUUUACGGGGACCUGCUCUGCCGCCUGGCGUAAAAUUGGAGGAUGCCACAAGGAGUGAGGCACAGUCCCCGCCUCGGUCCCUGUCUCUAAUCCAGCGUGGCAAGGUCCUGGCAGCGGUCCACACUGCCGGAGGGCUGGGGCAGACUUUCCAGAGGAAGUCACGCUUAGCUGGGUUUUGAAGGACGAAUAGGAGUUUGCCUCUCAGAGAAACAAGUGAGGGCAUCUCCAGCAGCAGACGCUGUGGGGGUUGAGGCUCAGAGGUAUGGAGGUGCAGGCCAGCGACGGCAAGCCCGGGGGCCAAAAGCCUGGCCGAAAGGCAGAGGGACCUCAGGCAGGUCACUUCUCUCUCUCUCGCCCUCAGUUCCCUUGUCUAUAGAAUGAGGAUAAAACACCACCUCCCAAUGAGAUAAUGGCUGUGGAAAGUGCCAGGCAAACGCUAAUGUUCCCUAUUUAAUUUUCCAUGUUCUUUUUUUGAGGCCAGGGUUAUUUCUGUCCACACUUAGCUAUUUCCAGGCCCAGGGCUCGUCCUUUCCCACAGAGGACUCCCCCCUCCCAGGCCACGGUGGGAGGACGGGUAGGGGGCACGAGGCACAGAGACAGAAUCCGUCUUCCAGUGAGAGCAGCACGGACCCCCUGGAUGGGGCAGGGGCAGGCCGAGCCCUCCCCUCCCCUCCCCUCCCCUGUGUGCCCAGGGAGGCCAGGGGCACACACACAGCUCCGGUUCCAAGCCCCCUUUUCCAGCUGAAGUGGGACCGAGUCCCAAAAGAUGUCAGGGGAAGGGGACAAGAAGCAUUUACCCACAUGAAUGAUCUCAUCGCUGCCUGCCGGGAAACCGCCCCGCUGCUGCUGCCCGGCCCGCAGAUGAGCCUCCCCGUUGCCAUGGUGACAGCCCUGGUGGGCCCCGCGGCCCCUCCCUGGCCACCCCGCACCCACCUGGCCCCCUACUUCGUCACCUAUCCGGAGGGCUGACCCAGGGGCGUUGGCUCACGGAGGACAAGGUCGGCAGGCGAGGGAGGGCUGGGGUGCAGGGUGUCACAGCUCCUCCGGCAAGCCAGCCCUCUGGGGUCCUCCUGGAACCAGAGGGGACCCUCAGGGGCCUCCAUCCUCCUACAGGCUCUCUGCUGCUGACCGAGAAGCCCGGGCAGCUUCCCCCACCCCUCUGGAGAGAGCCCCAGACCCUGCCACCUCUCCCCGCUCUGAGACCCUCCCUGUAGGGCAUCCCUGGGGGGCCCUCCCUGGGGGACCCUCCCCGCAGGAUCCUCCUUUCCAGACCCUUCCCAGCU